CGUGCAUUUGCAGGACAUGGGCUGCAGGACGCGCCUCUGCCUCUGCCUCUGCCUGGCCCUGCUGCUGCCCCUGGCAGCCGCGCUGGACUUCGGCUACCACCACCAGCAGCAGAUGGAGGCGUUCUUGCAGGCGGUGGCCCGCGAUCACGGCUCCAUCACUCACCUGCACAGCGUGGGCACCUCGGUCCAAGGCAGAAACCUGUGGGUUCUUAUUGUGGGGCGGUUUCCAAAGGAACACAGAAUUGGGAUUCCAGAGUUCAAGUACGUGGCAAAUAUGCACGGAGAUGAGACUGUCGGGAGGGAACUGUUGCUCCACUUAAUUGACUAUCUUGUGACCAAUGAUGGAAAAGACCCUGAAAUCACACAGUUAAUCAACAGUACCCGGAUACACAUCAUGCCGACCAUGAACCCAGAUGGAUUCGAAGCUGUUAAAAUACCUGAUUGUUACUACAGUGAUGGAAGGGAGAACAGUAAUAACUAUGACCUGAAUAGAAACUUCCCUGAUGCUUUUGAGUUUAACAACGAGACAACUCAGCCUGAAACCAAGGCAGUUCUGGAGUGGCUGAAAACAGAGACCUUCGUCCUCUCUGCAAAUCUCCAUGGCGGCGCCCAGGUGGCCAGUUACCCAUUUGACAAUGGCAUUCCAGAAACUGGGACGUCACACUCUCGAAGCUUAACCCCAGAUGAUGAUGUAUUUCAAUAUCUUGCCUAUACAUAUUCUUCCAAUAAUCCCAGCAUGAAGAACGGAGAUGCGUGUAAAAAUCAUAUUAAGGCUCCGAAUGGAAUCAUAAAUGGGUAUUCUUGGUACCCACUAAAAGGUGGAAUGCAAGAUUACAACUACAUCUGGGCCCAGUGUUUUGAAAUUACUUUGGAGUUGUCGUGCUGUAAAUAUCCUCCUCCGGAGAAGUUGCCAUCCUUCUGGAAUGAUAACAAAGUCUCCUUAAUUACAUACAUCAAACAGGUGCACUUAGGUGUAAAGGGUCAAGUUUUUGAUCAGGAUAAAAAGCCAUUACCUAACGUAAUUGUAGAAGUACAAGACAAAAAACACAUCUGUCCCUACAGAACCAACAAAUUUGGAGAAUAUUACCUCCUUCUAUUGCCUGGCACCUAUUUAAUAAAUGUUACAGUCCCUGGAUACAGUCCACACUUCACAAAGGUGAUUAUUCCCCCCAAAUCUCAUCGAUUCAGUGCUCUGACAAAGGAUAUUAUACUUCCACUCCGAGGACACUUGGAUUCUGGCCCAGUAGCAAAUCCUUCAUGUCCUGUGAUUCCUCUAUACAGCAAUUUUCCAAGCCAUUCAGCUGCAACAAAGUCUAGUCUGUUCUUAUUAUUACUGAAUCUUUGUCACAUAUUUCUCAAGUAAAACAACGUCUGAAACUUGACUCCCAACGCCACCUGGAAUCAGGAAUUACUCACCCAAGUUACUGCAACUCUUAAAUCCCGAGGUGGGGCCUCCACUGAAUCAAGUCCAUGAUUCUGCCCUCGGAGGAGAAAUGGUUGAUUCCAAGUUCUCCAGCAAGCAAUCUGCAGUGGAACAAGGGAUGAUUUUUGUCAUGAUGGUGUACAGAAGGCGUCUCCCUAUCAAGUACUACCCACCGCUACUUUAUCUUGAAAUCAUUUAGGAUUUUUGUAUGAGGCUGAACUUGAGAAACCAAAACAGUUCCUUGAAGAGAAUAAAAAGGAACGAAUUUUGAACCCAGAGCCAAAUCAACAUAAGGAAUGCAGCUGAGCACUUAACUUACUCAUCCCCUGACCAUGAAAGCUCUAAACAGUUUUCCUGAUGUUCUAAGGACUUGUGAAAGAAGACAGCCAUGACGCAGUGGUCCAAGAAAAUAUGAUCCUUGUAGGAUCCCAAGUGUGUUAAAAUCCUCAACACAACAAAUGAAUCAAGUGUCCUUACUUUUCUGUACUGAGAUAUCAUAAGCCUCUGACCCACUGAUGAUUC
Messenger RNA from Suncus etruscus (white-toothed pygmy shrew), 1945 nucleotides. It is a transcript of the gene CPM, whose product is annotated as carboxypeptidase M. The record is from RefSeq and is a predicted model, not a curated record. Lineage: Eukaryota; Metazoa; Chordata; Mammalia; Eulipotyphla; Soricidae. Gene Ontology annotation, molecular function: zinc ion binding; metallocarboxypeptidase activity. Gene Ontology annotation, biological process: proteolysis. The coding region runs from base 17 to 1363 and encodes 448 amino acids. The transcript is spliced from 8 exons. Gene Ontology annotation, cellular component: cell surface.